UAUAAAGUUCAAUCAUAGACCUAAGUUCAAUAUGAUAUUAAGCAAACAAUAUAUUUGCUUUAUCAUAAAUAAUAGAUAACAACUGACCGUAUGACUUAAAAAUCGUAGCAACUAACAGGAAAUGGACCUCAACGAUCCAAGACGCCCUUUAUUGGGGGAACCCUCAAGGGGCCGGUUAAGGAAAACAGCGGCAAAGUUUUGCGGCCUGGGCUCGUGGAAGAGAAGACUUCCAAUCACGAUAUGGCUUCCACGUUAUACAUUUGAAUCUCUGUUUAGGGAUCUCAUUGCGGGUAUAACGGUCGGCCUCACGUCAAUACCUCAAGGCAUUGCCUACGCAAUGAUCGCUGGCCUACCCCCGCAAAUCGGUUUGUAUUCCAGUAUAUUCCCGGGCAUAGUCUACAGUUUAUUUGGAAGCUGCAAGGACAUUACCCUGGGCCCGACCGCCAUAUUAUCGGCUCUCGUGGCUAAGUACGUAGCGUACUCCGACGAUUUCGCAUAUUUGGCCUCGUUCUUGUCCGGGUGUAUAGUCCUACUGUUUGGAAUUUUACAACUGGGAUUCAUAUUAGAUUUCAUAUCAAAGCCGGUGAUAGCGGGCUUCACAACGGCUGCGGCUCUACAAAUUGGAGCAUCCCAGCUGAGAUCCCUGUUUGGAGUUUCUGGCUCCUCGGGCAAUACGUUCGUGAAGGCCAUCAUUAACUUCUUCAGAAACAUCACAACGAUACAGCUAAAUGACUCUUUGCUGGGGGUGGUCACGAUAAUAUCAUUAAUGCUGUUGAAGUACGCGACGAUUCCGGUGGGUCCGGACUCAUCUUCGUGCCGGGUCCGGUUCGCCAAGCUCUGGGUGUACGUGCUGAGGGCUAGGAACGCUCUGGUCGUGUUUGUCGGUUCCAUCCUCGCCUACAUCCUGUACGUGCAAGGCUGGACGCCCUUCGCAUUAACAGGUAAAAUAAAUGGAGGUCUGCCCCGUUUCGGGCCUCCUCCUUUCAGUACCGUGGUCGGGAACCGAACUCUGAACUUCACGGACAUGCUGGCCGUGUUCGGAGCGGAGGGCCUGGUGAUGCCUUUGGUCACUAUAUUAGAGAGCGUCGCCAUUGCCAAAGCAUUUGCUGGGUCCAAGCCAGUGGACGGCACGCAGGAGAUGAUAGCGCUGGGGGCCUGCAACAUUCUGUCUUGCUUCGGUCAGAGCAUGCCGACCACGGGCUCCUUCACGCGCACCGCCAUCAACCAUGCCUGCGGCGUCAUCACCCCCGCGGGCUCCCUGUUCAAAGCGUGUCUCGUCCUCCUCGCGGUGACUCUGUUAACGGACGCGUUCUUCUUCAUCCCGAAAACUGUCCUCGCCGGGAUCAUCAUCGUGGCCAUGACCUCCAUCACGGAAUUCGGUCUCGUGACGAAAUUGUGGAGGAAUAGCAAGCUGGAGCUGGCGGUGUACUCGCUGACGGUGCUGGUGGGGGCGGGCGUGGGGCUGGAGUACGGCAUCCUGUGCGGGGCGGGGCUGGACGUGGCCAGGACGCUGGCGCACGCCGCCCGCCCCGACCUGCACCAUCAACUCUUCAAGGUCGGCAACCAGGACUGCAUAAUCCUGACGUUGCUGGGCACGCUGACGUACUCGUGCUGCGAGCACGUGCCGCGUCAGCUGCGGCGGCGCGCGGGCGAGCACGUGCACGUGGCGGUGCUGGACGCGCGGCACGUGCAGCGCCUCGACUACGGAGUGGCCGAGAAUUUGAUUUCCACGAUACUAGACCUCGAGCAGAACCACAGGUUUCUGCUGUGGAACUUCAAGGAGAGCCACAAGCAACUCUUCGAGGACAUACACCCCGGCUUCUCUGGGCGGUUCGUGUCCGGACCCAGCAUUGACCAGCAUAUAUUAGGACUCGAACCGAUACCAAUGCGAUGAGCUUUAAAUACUGAAGACUUAACAUAUUCCAUAAUGAACUUUAGGAUUACAUUAAUCUGAGCUAUAAGCUCUGCCUUUUUAUAAAUAAAUUGAAUUAAAUUCAGUAAUAGAAUAGGAUAGAAUAUAAUGUGGUACAUCAAAAUGAGAUGACAUGAGAUGAAAGUUCUUUUAGAAAGGCAGCAAUUUUUUGGAAUGUCUUUGCCUGAGAACUUAGCACUUACCGUCACGCGAGCUCUUGGCUCUAUCUUCGGCUUUCGUUGGCGAUAAAAACGUCGUCACAUUGACCGCUCUUACAGUUUUAAGUGAUCUCUUACCGAUGUAGAUUGCGAUGUACUUAUAAUUUAAAAUAUUUGUUAGUAUUAAAAUAUGAGGCUAAUCAAAAGUAUUUUUCUAAUUAUAAAGUGCUAGUCUUUGAUCGUUUAAAUGUAUGAAAAAGAUAUGUACCUGAUAAGUGUGGUGAACAAUUAUGUUUAUGUAUG
Bombyx mandarina (wild silkworm) is the source of this 2373-nucleotide messenger RNA. RefSeq names its product sodium-independent sulfate anion transporter. NCBI's taxonomy places the organism in Eukaryota, Metazoa, Arthropoda, Insecta, Lepidoptera, Bombycidae. The record is from RefSeq and is a predicted model, not a curated record. Gene Ontology annotation, biological process: transmembrane transport. Gene Ontology annotation, cellular component: membrane.